AUGACGAUUACUUUGGAUGAUGUUUCCUGCCUGCUGUAUUUGCCUAUUGGGGGUAUGUUCUGGUAUCCUAAUGAGCACGUCACAGAGGAGGUGGCGGUUGAUCUUGGCUGCGAGUUAUUGGGAGUGGGUAGACGUGCCAUGGCUGAGCAUGUGCGUUCAUGCAGGGGAGCUUAUUACUCACUGCAGUGGUUGUACGACAGAUUUGUGGAGUACCGUGCUGCUGGUAGUUGGGCCUUCGCGACCAGGGCAUAUUUGAUGAUGUUGGUAGGUUCUACCAUUUUUGCAAAUAAGACAUUUACUUUGGUUGAGGCCCGGUAUUUGCCACUAUUUAGAGACCUACGUGGGCUCAGUCACUACAGUUGGGCAUCUGCUGCCCUGGUCACUCUUUAUCGCCACCUUGGUGAUGCAUCUAUGUUUAGUUGCAAGCAGCUCGGUGGAUAUCCUACUCUGAUUCAGUGUUGGAUACAUGAGUACUUUCCUACACUGGGAAGGAAAGGAGAAAAUUGGCGGCCAUCUGAGAACCUUGGGCUUCCGCGGGCAAUGAGAUGGUCCUACAGGCAAGGAGCCAUCAAGGUGGAUGCGUAUAGACCGAUAUUGGACGAGCUGACACCUAUAGAUGUCAUAUGGCGCCCAUUUGAGGAUCAUAGACCUCAUCGAGCUUUUAAUGAGCUAUCUCUGUACAGAGGUUUUCUCGUUUGGGGUGAGUUACAUGUGCUAUACUUACCUGACAGGUGUCUUCGGCAGUUUGGUUAUUGUCAGUAUAUUCCGCCUGCACCUCCUGCUGAUACGCUCAACAAUGAUGAGAUUGCUGUGGAGUGGAUUGCUUAUGUCCAGAGCGUGACAGAUGUGAUUAGAGAUACACAGCCAGUGGGAUACCCUCAUGAGACGGUUGAUGGAUAUUUAGAGUGGUAUUACCGCGUUUUGCAUCCUCAGGUGGUGCCUCCCCCACCUAGUGCGCGUAGAGAGGUUGCAAAUCCUGUCUUUGAGGCAGGACCAGCUGAUCCGGAUUGGGCUCGUGCCUCCACAUUGGUGCACCGUUAUCUCCGGCAGGUAGAGGCAGAGGAGGAUGAUGUCACAUAUGCUGAUUUAUUUGAGGUGUUACGCAUCGCCCGUGAGCAUUGA
Molecule: messenger RNA, 1122 nt
Organism: Vicia villosa (hairy vetch)
Lineage: Eukaryota; Viridiplantae; Streptophyta; Magnoliopsida; Fabales; Fabaceae
Product: protein MAIN-LIKE 1-like
Exons: 2
Coding region: 1-1122 (373 amino acids)
Biological process (GO): meristem development; meristem maintenance
Source: RefSeq, a predicted model, not a curated record